This is a messenger RNA of Morchella importuna, 261 nucleotides long. RefSeq lists its product as uncharacterized. Lineage: Eukaryota; Fungi; Ascomycota; Pezizomycetes; Pezizales; Morchellaceae. Bases 1 to 261 code for a protein of 86 amino acids. The record is from RefSeq and is a predicted model, not a curated record. The transcript has 2 exons.
AUGAAGGGCAUCACUAUCGAGGUGAUACCCGAAGAUGGAUUCAGCGAGGACGAUGAAGCGUUAGCGGCAGAUCUUGCAGCAUUCCGAAAUGCUCGAAGAGCACCCCCGAGUGCUCCAGGGGAUAUCUCUGGUUCCGACAACAGUAACGGCCAGGAAGAGGUGGUUCACGCUCAACUUCGGGGCAUUGAAGCGGAAGAUGAAGGCGAGGGGAGGGAUGAAGAGGAGGAUCGCGAGGAAGGCGAGGAGGAAGAUGAUCUAUAG